Messenger RNA from Schistocerca nitens (vagrant locust), 2712 nucleotides. RefSeq names its product integrator complex subunit 13 (gene asun). Gene Ontology annotation, biological process: regulation of mitotic cell cycle; centrosome localization. NCBI's taxonomy places the organism in Eukaryota, Metazoa, Arthropoda, Insecta, Orthoptera, Acrididae. The transcript has 13 exons. Bases 432 to 2618 code for a protein of 728 amino acids. The record is from RefSeq and is a predicted model, not a curated record. Gene Ontology annotation, cellular component: integrator complex.
CAGUAGAGUAUUUCCACAUGCUAAUUUGGUGGCACGAGUUUUGACACACAAGUUUGGAAAUCACUGACAUCAAAAGAAAACUUGAGCAAAGUUACUAUGCUAAAUUGCUAACGAUGUAAACAACGUAACAACAUUGUAAACAAUCUCGUGGUUCACAGUGUUUUGAUUUCGAUAAGAGGGAAAAGCAUAGCCUAAGUGGUUAACAAGAAUAAAGCUUUUGCUCCAGUUUGCACUCCGAUGCGCUUUUUCGUAAUGUGUACAUCGAUUUCUGUAUUUUUACAACAUAUUGCUGUAUGUUACGACAGUAGGAACAGUCAACGCGACUAAUAACACAGGCUAGUUUUGGAUUGUUUUGCGUGGUUAUAGAGAUUUUAGCUACGCAUGUUUAAACUAUUAGAGUGAUUACGGUGAUACAGUCAGCACUACUCACAAUGACCGUCUACGAAAAAAUGUACCCAUCUAGCCAUAAAACAGUUUUCGUACUAGAUCACACACCUUACUUCGGCAUUUCUUGUGAAUGUCAGAUAGAAUUUGAUUUCAGCAAAUCUCGCGGUCCAGGUUUUAUUCCAUUAGCCCCAAUUUCAAAAUCAUUGUGGACGUGCAGUGUUGAAGCUGCCGUGGAAUACUGUAGAAUUGCAUGGGACCUUUUCCCGCAAGGAAAACUGAUCCGCUUUGUCGUAAGUGACACAAGUGCCCAUACUCUGAACACAUGGAGCCAACAGCAACAGAAUUUGACUCAUAUUCUUAAUGGCACAGCAGCUGUAGGUGUGCCUGCCAGGGCACACCAGUCUUCUGAAUAUUCAGUUAUUCAUGGUCUGCGUGCUGCAAUUGAAGCCUUAUGUGAAUGCUCUGACAUACAGCAUGAAAAACGCACAUCCCUUACAGAAAAUGCUGCAAAGGUUCUGAACAGAUGCCGUGUUAUAUGUAUAACUUCUGCCCGGGAUAAUGCUAGUAUGAAGAGCUUGGAAGAUAUCUUUCAAAAUGUUCUGAUUCAGCAAAACAAAAUUGCUGCUGCAUCUGACCACUUAAUCACUGUUCAUCAUUGCCACUUGGUCAUCAUCAAUGUCUACCCAAACAAUGUAGAAAGUCAAGUGACAGGACAUCCUCCUAGAGAUCUGUCAGCAAUACUGACUUCUGAGGUCCAUUCUGUGAAAGCUGGUGGCCAGAUUGCGUCAAAACUUACCCAUUUAAUUUUGAGCCAUUAUGAUUUGGCCUCCACUACAGUAACUGGUAUACCAAUGAAAGAAGAACAAAAUGCUAGCUCAUCAGCUAACUAUGAUGUUGAAAUAUUUCACUCUUCUGCUGCUCACACGUCUAUUUUAAAAGGUAAUGCAGCAGACUCAGCAAUGAUACGUACCCAGCGAGAAGGUGCAGAGUAUGAAACUGUGACUUUGAAAUGGUGUACCCCUCGUGGUUGCAGUGCCGCUGAGAUGCAGAAUUGCACAGCUACUCACCGCAUCACUCCUGUUGAUGUGAACAGCCGGCCUUCUUCGUGUCUCAUAAACUUCUUGCUGAAUGGUCGUUCUGUCAUGUUGGAAAUGCCAAGGAAAACUGGAGGAAAGAUAAUUUCACAUUUGCUUGCUGCUCAUGGCGGAGAAAUAUUUGUCCACACUUUAGUAACUGCACGUAGUGUCUUGGAAGAUCCUCCUUCUAUCAGUGAAGGUUGUGGAGGUCGUGUGACAGAUUAUCGGAUAACGGAUUUUGGUGUGCUAAUGCAGAAUAACAAACUGAUACCUCUGAAACGAAAAUAUGAUGAAACUGAGCCAGAGACACCAUUAGACAAGAUGAGAGCCCGACUUGAUCGCCAUACAAAGUAUUGGCCCAUCACUAUUUCAUCAACAUUAAUUUUUAAUCUGAGGAUGUACAUUGAUCCUCUUCCUCAGUUGAUGGUGAAAGAAGAGCUCACAAACGAAGAAGUAGUGCAAUGCAAGCAAGUAAUCUAUAAUCUCAUUGGUUUGGAAUCAAAACAUGAGAACCUACAAACACCAAAUAUGGGACAGAGGGGAAAGGGUCCAAAAAGGGAAGAACAGUAUCGGAUUAUGUGGAAUGAACUGGAAACUUUCUUGCGAGCACAUUGUCGCAGUGAGCAACACAGCCGUGUGUUGAAUUGCCUCUUGGAAUGCCGGAACAAGUCUCCUGAUGACGAUAAAACAAAGGCUGAAAAACCUGGAGACAUAGUAGAACUUGAUGAGGCUCUUCGUGAACUUGACCAAUUUGGAAAAUUGGGUGAAACCUCAUCAGAGUUUUCAUCUCGAGCAACAGUUAUCCGAGCAACAACCGAUUCUCCAAUGUCUCCACCACCAGCAUCUGCAACAGUGGGAAUUGUUUCCACAACUCGAGUGCCACCAGUGGGACACAGAUCAGCAGCUGUAGGAAGUAGCAUAUAUUCAGGACCUCGCACUUUCCUUGAUGUGUGGGUUGAACGAGUUGCAUCACGUUCUGACACAAAGUUGGAAUUCUCAGGGCGGCUUUCAGGAGAUCCACUUCCAGGUGGUGGCAGCAUUGCAAGACUGUAUCCAAAUGUCAAAGAUGCAAGUGAAUCAAGAACUGGUGGUAAUCGUGGUGCUGAGAUAGUUGGCGAUGGAGAUGGAACUGGAGAUGUAGCAUCAAUAACAUAGACGAAGAAGUUUUUUCAAAUUUUCUUAAAGUAAAUUAAAUAAAUUUUGAAGUCAGUGGCAGAUCAGUUACUGCAGGGAACUUUUUAACAACUUA